UUACAGAUAAUCCCUAUUAUUUUUACAAUGAUCCCAAAUCGCCACGUACCCCGGACUCACAAAGUUCCAAUAAAGGUUUUUCCAUAUUCAAAAGACGUAAUUCCAAAGGCAGUAGUCCCCGUUUACCCAUGCCCGAACAAACACGUUUAAUUACAUCGGCCAAUUUGGAUACAACAGCCUCUUUGACAUUAGGCAGCCCUAGAGCCAGUUUUGGUUUUACACAUCAAUCUUUUGAACUGCAACCAUUGAUGUCGCAACAUCAACAGUCGGCGGCACAUUUACAAACACAAAUCACUGCUUCGUUACACCAAAGACGUCAACGUUCCUCUAAUUCACAUUCGGAAACAUUUCGCGAUCGUUUAGGUUCCUGUAAUGAAACAUCACAACACAGUUUCGAACAUGAUGAUGUUUUCAACACGACAUCAUCGCCUAGCAAAACUCAUCAUAAUCAACAGCAUCAUACAUUACCCUCAACAGGCGUAAGACGUCAUUCUUUUGGCAAUUGGCGUCAGGCUAGUGAACGUCAUGGUUCUCAUAAGAAUAGCUCUGCUACUCUAACAGCCAAUGAUGAAGUGCCUCAAAUGAUGGCACCCAGACCACCAGUAUUAUCACCCAAUAAAUACAGAGGUGCUCAUAGGCGAAGAGACAACUGUGGCACCAUGAGCAACAGCAUGACCAGCUCUACAGGUUCUUACAACAUGGAUGAUAUUCUAAUAGUGACAGCCAAACACAGUGAAAGAGCAAUACUAAGGGCAAAUUUUCUAAAAAAUCAUUUCGAUAAAAUAACCAAACAACGUGGACGCAAACCUUUCAACUUUUUGCACAUCAAAAUCGAAGAUGGUCCCUUUAGUGAUGAGAUCGCUUAUAAAUAUCAAAACACUGCCUUGCAAAUUAUCAUUUUAUGUCCCGCUCUUUUGGCUUUAUCACACUCUCUUUUGAUGUCUCAGCUAUUGAGUAUAGUAAGAGUUGAAAAGGUUUUGGGCAUUUUACUCGAUGUUACUGAAGAAAAAGUUAAAGAAAUUCAUAAAACUGCUCUUCCCAAUUACUUAAGAUGGCGUCGUUGUGUUAUACGCGAUAAUGAUCAAGCUCAGAUUAGUAAUAUUUUGGGUAUAGCUACAGAUAUAUUGGGUCGUGCCUUGUGUCAACGUCCCGUUUGUCAUGAUUCGGGUUCGGGUAUAUCACGUAGUUUCUCUUCAUGUUCGGAUGGUUUUACCAUUUUACCCAAGAAAGUAAAGAUUGGCCAGAAUAAAGUAGUGGCCAUGUUAAAUGAUCCCUUGGAAAAGGAUGAUGUUCUAAAGAUUGUUGUGGAAAAAUCAGGGGAAUUGAUAGAGAUAAGAAAUUUCAAAUGUCGUAAUCCCUAUACGGUGCAGUUUGCUAUACCAGAAUCCUGCAUGGAAAUUUCCACUAUGGUUGAAAUACGUUUGGAAAAGAAUCAGAAAUCCCUAGGAGCCCGACCCAUUAAAUGUGAAUCACGUUUACGCGAAUUGGAACAACUGCUACGCUCCGAAGAUUCUCCCAUAGAAUUCAUGUGUCAUGCUUUAGGUAUUGGACCUACCGAAAAGGAAGAUUUAGAUGUUCAUCUUUUGCAGUGUUUCCAAAAGAAUAUGCCACCCAAUUUCCAUCUACUCAAUGGACCCUAUGAACAGAAACAAAAUCAAUUCUUAAGCCUUAGAGAAUCCAGCCCUGAAGAAUAUCCCACCUUAUUGCAUUUCGCCGCCAGAUGGGGCUUAAAUCGUUUGUGCAUGCAAUUGAUGGAGUGUCCGGGUGGUGAUACUGCCUGUGGCAUUCGUAAUUGUGCUGGUAAGACACCCAGCGAAUUGGCCGAUAUGGAGGGUCAUCAUAAGUUGGCGCGCAACAUCAUGAGUUUUUCGGAAUUCCAUGAACUAACUACCAUGUAUCAUUAUUUCAAGGGCAUAAGUGGAGAAUCGAAGAAUAAUCACAAUACUACAGGCAGUGGUAAAUCAACAGCCAACAAAGUUGUCAUAGAAGCAGUUAAAUCACACCCCACUUCACCCAAACAGAAACAACCCAAAUCCCCAAAAUCUCCCAAAAAUCGUCAAAUGGUGGAGGGUCAAACGCAGGCUGAAUACAUGGAAAUGUCUAGUGGUUCGGAUCGUGAGAAUUCACCUGAAAACAAAAACAAAGGCGAAACUUUGGCCGUGUCCAAUUUGAACUACAUAAGUGUCGAAACUGAAGAGGAGAAUUUACAGGGUUCCUCGGCAGAUGUUUGCAAGAAUUUCGAUAGUAAUAAGGUCAUAACCACCGGCGAAAUAACCAGCAAUGAAUUGAGAAUCAGUGAACCACCCUACUAUGCCUCUAAGGAACAAAAUAAGGCUAGUAAAGAUGUCACCGAUGCGCCCAUUUAUCAGACAGAUAAAUUUAGUCAGGAAUGCUCACAAGUAUUGGAGAAUUGCACCAGCACUGCUGCGAAUAAUGAUUAUGUUAUGCAGCCUUCCAAUGUACCGGUGCCGCCAGCUCAAACUCAACUGCCCAAGCAGCAAACAGCACAACCUUUAUCACCCAUCAAUACCGAUGAUGGCAACUAUUUGUUCCAACCCUCCAAUCGUCCCGUAGAAGAGGAACAUUUACACCAAUCCCGUCUGAGUCUAAAUCGCAUGGGCUCCUCACAACGCUUGGCUCACCAGCCCACCUAUGGCACGUUGAAACGUUCAGCCUCGGAUGCCUCCAGUUCGGCGAGAUCCAAUGUUGAUGAUGAAUUGGCCGAGAUAAUGCAUGAUUUCAAAAAUAAUGUCUUAUCAAUACGUGAAGUAGAGGUUUUGGUGGAGAAAUGGAAACAUCGUAAUGAUGUACAACAAAGUUUCCGUGAGAAACAAGAACAACUUGAUCAGAUGAGAAGAGAAUAUGAACGUAUACAGGAUCAGGUUAGAACUCAUCUGAAGAGAGAUACACCCUUUGAUAAGUUUAAGAAAUUAUUCUCCAGACACAAGUCCACCUCCAAUUUACAUCAUGAAAAAUCAUGUGUGGAUAGUGUGUUAGAUGAAACCAAAUCAUCCAUUACCACCUCCUCUAGUUUCAAGUCAUCAGCUAGACCCAUAAGCUCUUUGAGUUUACAAUCGGUUUCUUCAUCAUCCUCUUCGGGACGUUUAAGUACGGGCAGCAAUUGUAGCGGCACUUCGUUGGGUGAUUCCGGCACUCAUUCAGAUCAUGAGGAAAGACGUUUUGGUUGUCGUUUAGGUUCACCAGGAUCAUUGAUGGACAACUAUUUAGUACCCCCACCACCCAGACCCAUCUUCACACCCAAUUCUACACCCGGCGAUGAAAGACAUCAAAUUACUUUCCCCUCACCCAUGUCUUCGUGUACAAGACUCAACACUCCCACUAGUCCCACCAGCUCGGAACACUAUCAAAUGUUUCCCUCUAAUAUACCCGUGUAUAACAGUCAGAAUUUAUCCUCCUCCAAUAGCAACAAUUAUUUGAACACCAUUAUGGAAGCUAAACAGGAACAAGAGCACAAUUAUCAAAAUGGUGUUACUUUGCAGACAAUUAAAUUGAAUGAAAGAUCCAAUAUCAUCUAUGGAAAGCUAACAAAGGCAACACCAAAUUGUUCAUCUUUUAAGCCCAAACAGGCACCCUUGGCUCAAGCACAAGUAGCUAGUGUAGAGACCCAGGCGGAAGUUUAUCAAAAUGUGGGCAGUAAUUUAGAGGCAGCAGCUGUUAAAUUAGAGGAAGAGAAAAGGGAAGAACAGGAAGUGGCAGCAGGAGGCGAUGAUCACAAUUAUAUGAAUUGUUAGAGAGAAAGAGAGAGAAGAAGAGAGUUAAAAUAAGUGUAUGUAUGUGGUAAACAGAAGCUAUUGCUCUAAAUCCACAUUAAGUCAGAGCCUGAUAGAGUAAGAGACAGUUAUCGACAGUUUGCUUUAUAUUACAACAACUAAAACCGAAUUUCUUGUUAAUAUAGAAAAUGUUAUCAUUUUUAAAGGCGACUCUCUCUUUAAUAAAUUAGAGUUUUAUUUAAAAUAUUAAUAAUUGUUAAGCAUUUGUUUAACCUAAAAUUAGCUCUAAAAGAGUUUAUUUUUUUUUUUAAGUUUUACAAAAGCAGCAUAGUUUUUAAAAGUGAAAAAAUGAUCUUUUUUAGUAUUUUAAAUAUGUUUUUUUAUUAUUAAAUAAAUAUUUUAAUUAUUAAUAAUUUUUUUAAUAAAAAAAAUCAACACAAAAUGAGUAGAUGCUAGUUAAAAAAAAAGUUUUUAAAGUUUCAAUAAUAAAAAAUUUUAAGACUGUAGUUAUAAAAAUAAUAUAUUUUAAAAACAAAUAUAUAAGUUUAAAUGUAAAUUUUUGUUUUUUAUUAUUAUAUUUUUAAUAACUUUUUAUGCAAAACGGCACACAACCAAACAUAUAUUAAACAUAUCAUUGAUUAAUUUUUACAUAAAUUUAUUAAAUCAUUAUUGAAUUUGUUUUUUUUUAUCUCAACAAAAAGCAAACGAACAAACCAACGAAUUAUUUAAUUUCUUAAGGUUUUUAUAUUGAAUGAAAGAAAUUAUUUAACGAUUUUUUUGCAAAUUACUAUUGCAUGCUGUAUUCAUUACUUUGUAUUAUAAUUUUUCGUAUUUUUAUUAUAUUUUUCUUUUAAGGUUUUUAUAUUUAAGCAAAUGAAUUCUUUAAAGAAUUAAAAAAUAUAUAAAAAAAUUAAACAUUUAUAUUAAACAAACAAAUAAAUCUAGUUUUAUAUAUUAAAUUUUAAAUUUAUAUGCUCAAACGUAUUAUCAUUUAUAUGUAAAAUAUU
Molecule: messenger RNA, 4738 nt
Organism: Lucilia sericata (common green bottle fly)
Lineage: Eukaryota; Metazoa; Arthropoda; Insecta; Diptera; Calliphoridae
Gene: stumps
Product: phosphoinositide 3-kinase adapter protein 1
Exons: 7
Coding region: 129-3752 (1207 amino acids)
Cellular component (GO): cytosol
Molecular function (GO): transmembrane receptor protein tyrosine kinase adaptor activity; fibroblast growth factor receptor binding
Source: RefSeq, a predicted model, not a curated record